This is a messenger RNA of Scaptodrosophila lebanonensis, 1242 nucleotides long. RefSeq names its product ras suppressor protein 1 (gene ics). The transcript has 4 exons. Gene Ontology annotation, molecular function: protein binding. Bases 184 to 1038 code for a protein of 284 amino acids. The record is from RefSeq and is a predicted model, not a curated record. NCBI's taxonomy places the organism in Eukaryota, Metazoa, Arthropoda, Insecta, Diptera, Drosophilidae.
GAGAAAUACACAUACCUGUGAAAAUUAAUUGAAUAAAAUAAUUAUCUGAGGGUCGCAGAUGUAAAGCACAGAAGCUGAUGCUCACAUUUGAUUGAAGCGCCCGCAAAGCAAAAAUUCAGCGCUGCUGGAAUACCUAAAUAAUCUCAAAAAAUAAUACCACAAUAAUACCAAGCAACAACAAAAAUGAGUCAGUCUACAGUCUCCUGUCUGCCACCAAAAAUGUCGAAGGCAAAGAAAGUGUUGGAUGAAGCGCGAGAAACGGGCGAAUGUGAACUGGACUUGGUGGAAAAGGGUCUAGUAUCCUUCGAGGAGCUGCCCGGCUUGUUCAACAUGUCCAACAUCACGCGUCUCACGCUCUCCCACAACAAAAUCAGUCUUAUUAAUCCCGGAAUCGCCAAUCUGUUGAACCUGGAAAUACUAAAUCUCUCGAACAACCAGCUGCGAGAGUUGCCCGUCUCGCUGUCCUCCAUGCCCAAGCUGCGCAUUCUGAAUGUAUGCAUCAAUCGGUUGGACAACUUGCCUCGCGGUUUCGGCGCCUUCCCCGUGCUCGAAGUGCUCGAUUUGUCGUACAACAAUCUCAAUGAGCAAGUCCUUCCUGGAAAUUUCUUUGGCAUGGAGACUUUGCGUGCCUUGUAUUUGGGCGACAACGAUUUCGAGUACUUGCCCAAGGAGGUGGGUCAGCUGAAGAACCUGCAGAUACUAGGCUUGCGGGAUAACGAUCUUCUGGAGCUGCCCCGUGAGGUUGGCGAUUUGGCGCGUUUGCGUGAGCUGCACAUUCAAAACAAUCGGCUACAGGUUCUACCACCCGAGGUGGCACAAUUGGAUCUGCUGAGCAACAAGUCGGUAAUGAAAAUGGAGGAGAAUCCCUGGGUUAAUCCCAUAGCUGAACAAUAUCUGCUGGGCAUAAGUCAUGUAAUAGAGUAUCUGAAAACAGAUACCUACAAAAUCAUCUACAAUCGUCACAUGCAGGGCGGUCGUAGUGGACCGCCACCGCCGAAGGCUGACAAAAGCAAGAAGGCCUCCAGAGUGCGUGCCUAGGAUAAAGCCUGGGCGGGGCUGAAGCUGAGGCUUCCCCCAAAUCCCAAGUGUUCGUCGUUGCGGCUUGUCCAGCCAAGAUCUUUGACAGCGUUGUGUGUUUCAUUGUUAACCAAAAAAAGCGUUUAUUUGUAUACUAAUUUAUAAGUGUGUAUGUAUUUUUAUGUGUAUUUUUAUAAAGUGCCUUUACAUUUGCUAACAAAUGCG